ACGCAAAAGGAUCUGGCAGAGGUUUUUCCCCAUUCCCCUUCAAACUUGUUAAUUAACCUUUUGCGCAACUCCCCGUGUAGGAGGUUCAACAACCCCAAUUCAAGUCUCCCAGCACUCGACUUGGGCCGCCUCUGGUUCCACCGUCACGACCAUUGAAUCGUGCUCGACCUCCCCUCACUCGAUCGGCAACAUUUCCAGUUUUGCAGCAACCGAGCCUUGACAUUCCAAACGCAAACUAUCCUUCUUCCCACCUAUCCGCCCCGGUGAACGGCACAAUGCAGGAAAACGGCUCACACGAUCCUCCGUCGCCGACUUGGCGCGAGGACGCUCCCUACCUUCCCUUUUUGGACGAAGUGCGUGCAGCAGGCCAACAUCAACGAGCCAAUUCCUUUAUCUCAGAAGAGGGAACAUCGUUAGGGAGACGUCUAAGUUCUCGUGGCCGACGCAGUCUAAAUCGUCUCAAAGCUACUCUGAACUUGGGUAGCGAGGACUCGUCAGCGUCUUUGAGUGCUGAUAAUGACGCUCAUUCUUCUCAUUCUGCAAGUACAAGCAAUACCGCUGUGCACUCGGAUGGACAAGAAAUUGAUCCAGUCACUGGUGUUGCGUUUGCAAACGAGAGGGAUAAUGCAGACUUCCAUCGCGCAUAUCCCAGCAUUGAUGAUACUGAUCGGUUAAUCGAUGAUUUUGCUUGUGCGUGGAAUAAGGAAGGUCUCUUGAUCCAAGGACGCAUGUGGAUUUCUCAGCGUCACGUAUGCUUUAAAGGCUGGACGCAAAGCUCGCACAUUUGUAUUCAGCUUGCCAAAGUGAAAAGCAUUGAAAAAAGGAACAUUGCCCUCGUCAUUCCAAAUUCCAUGGAAAUAGAAACGGAGCGCGGAAAGUAUUUUUUUGCGAGUUUCUUUAAUCGAGAUACCACCUAUGACUUGCUCACCAAGCUGUGGAGAAACAAUAUGUCAUCAACCAGCUCACGGGAUUCUGCGGACGACGAGAUCGACGAAUCUUGUACCUGCGACGGCUUGGGUACAUGUGAAUCUUGCUUCACAAAGGCUAAAUUAAACGGACGCCGCGGGAGCGAGGAUGCGCGAGGGAGACCGCUCUUGCGUAAGCUGGGAAUUGGCCAAAGGGACAAGUCAUCCACCUCCGAGAACGCUAGCACCGAAUCAUCGCCACAAAUCUCUUCUGUAGCCAAAGCUGCUGAAGUUGGCUCCCCCAUUCUCACCCUUACCACCGCCGAAGGUGAAAACAUUGCGCCUCCGACGCCGCCAGACAGUCCACCCCGUGCAAGAUCCGAACAGCCCGCUGCACAAUGUCAAUGUGGCGAGGAGCACAGAAGAAUGAGAACAAUAUUAGACAAUACAUAUCCUGUGCGAGUUGAAGAUUUGUGGACAAUGUGGUUCUCACCCAAGAGUGAUGACGGCGACUGGUAUGGACGUUUUUUGGUUCAUAAUCGCAAAGUCAAAGAUUUGGCGAUUGGCCCAUGGGUGGCGCCUGAUGAUGUGUCGGAGGCAAAACCGCUGCCCAUACCUUCUGGGAAUUCCGCAUACAGUCCGUCGAUGGCUGACGCUGAAGUUGGCUGGCAUAGAAAAUUGGAAUAUAUCAUGCCCCUCACCGGGCCGAUUGGGCCUAAACAAACUAAAUGCAUUGUCGACGAACAAAUUGUUGCCAAACAAGAUGGCGCUAUUUGCCUUCAAAGUCGCGCCGUAACCCCCGAUGUCCCUUCAGGACAAGCAUUCCACGUCAUCACUCGAAUCUGCCUCCUUCACACCCCACCAGCCAGCACUCAUGUCGUCGUAUCCACCGAAGUCGUUUUCACGAAAUCCUCCUGGAUCCGUGCAGCUAUUGAAAAAGCUACACCAGAAGGACAGUCAAAAUUUUUCAAAGAACUGGAUUUGGCUUUUACUGCCGAAUUCACCAAAAAGCAUGCCCAUAAAAAACACAUCAAGAAACCAGUGCAUCAUACGAUCAUAAAGUCCCACUUGAGAGGGCAUUCGCCCUCGCCUUCCCCAUUUACCCCCUCGUCAUCAUUACCGCCAGAAAGGCAAGAACAACCCAACCAGCAUGUUAUUCCUUUGCUGUCUGGCUCCUCCUUGGAACCCAAUUUGACGUUUAUGGUGUUUGCUGUUUUGAUUGUAGCCGUUUUGUUGUCUUUGAGUAUGCAAGCUGUUGCAUUGUACAAAGUUGUUGGGAUUUUGGAAAAGGUGGAAGCAAGAGUUGGAGAGGCGUGUGGGAGGGUACUGUAACCAUAGUCCUAUAGAAGUUUUUUGUAGCAUAGUCGCAAAGUUUUGUUUUUCUGCCUACAUGUUUCUUGACUUGUUUUAUUUUUGGCCAUAAAGAAAAAACAACCAGUGUUACCUUGCUGUUUGUGCAAGCAGGAGAGCUAUAUUUACAACAAACGCUCCAAAAUGACAAAC
Messenger RNA from Spizellomyces punctatus DAOM BR117, 2408 nucleotides. RefSeq lists its product as uncharacterized. The transcript is spliced from 5 exons. NCBI's taxonomy places the organism in Eukaryota, Fungi, Chytridiomycota, Chytridiomycetes, Spizellomycetales, Spizellomycetaceae. Gene Ontology annotation, cellular component: cortical endoplasmic reticulum; plasma membrane; endoplasmic reticulum membrane. The coding region runs from base 276 to 2237 and encodes 653 amino acids. Gene Ontology annotation, biological process: intracellular sterol transport. The record is from RefSeq and is a predicted model, not a curated record. Gene Ontology annotation, molecular function: sterol binding; sterol transfer activity.